This is a messenger RNA of Betta splendens (Siamese fighting fish), 4801 nucleotides long. RefSeq names its product JunE proto-oncogene, AP-1 transcription factor subunit (gene june). The coding region runs from base 1400 to 2428 and encodes 342 amino acids. Gene Ontology annotation, molecular function: RNA polymerase II cis-regulatory region sequence-specific DNA binding; transcription factor binding; DNA-binding transcription factor activity, RNA polymerase II-specific. The transcript has 2 exons. The record is from RefSeq and is a predicted model, not a curated record. Gene Ontology annotation, cellular component: transcription regulator complex. Gene Ontology annotation, biological process: regulation of cell population proliferation; regulation of cell cycle; regulation of transcription by RNA polymerase II. Lineage: Eukaryota; Metazoa; Chordata; Actinopteri; Anabantiformes; Osphronemidae.
AGCUGCUUAUUAUCGUUUCAGUCAUUAUUGGAUUAUAGGGCACUCGAAGCCUAUUAACCUUUACACAGACGCCUGUCUUUAAGGGUGACGGUCGAGCUGUGAUGAAGUUUUAUCACAUUCUAUUGUAGUUUAAUUUUGAAAUUGUGAAAAAUCCAGGACUUUAUUUUGAAAAGCGGCGACGUCUAAAAUAUAGACACGAAACAAGUCUACACGACUCAAAGCACUCGCUCACUUUCUAGCGCUUAGUACGCGUGGGGUCACGGGCUGGAGACGCAGCUGUCAGCACCCAUGGGUGCAGCCGGACUGGACCCAGGUGAACACACCGUCACCGGCGCACUCACACCUACGGGUGAUUUAAACCCAAGUGCGCGUUGGACUGUGGAUCCGGAGAAAAGCCUCGCAGGACUCCGGUACCGGACCUUCCGCUCUAAGCGGUUACUUCAGAACAAACGAAUAAAAACCUUCAUCAGUGGGAUUUGACCGACUGACAUUCGCUGGUGUUCGCUGGAGAUGCAGGAGAUUUUCUUAGUGAGUGUGUUGAUAUGUUUGAACGCUUCAGCGCAGUGAGCAGUGACGGGCACAUCGAAUAAUGACUUCAAGCCAGUAAUAAAGACCGGACAAAUGCGCAGCGGGUGCGUUGCACGUGGUGUUGGAGGAGCUUCAUCAAACAGCUGUGACUCCGCUCACUCACUGAGACCAACGUCUGCUCGCGCUCCUUAAUGGACGCGAUCGUUUACAUUAUUCUUAAACGCCUGGAUGCUUUUUCCACUGUAAUCCCGUUAACCUGAGCUGAAAAUCACCACACGCCUCCAUUCACAGUAUUGUUCGUAUAAAACCACCUAUUGAACUCAGAGUUCAAUAAGUAACGGUUUGUCAUAGGUUUCACUUAGGAAACCUGUUGUUGUUGGUGUAAUAUUGUAUUUUAUGAGCGUUUGGAGCCUGAACAGGAUCAGACUGUUUCUCCGCCCGGUCUCUGAGUCCCUGCGUCUCCGCUCACUGAGGGAACUUACGCACGUGCGGCCGUGACACCUGUUGCGUUCGGUCCGCGUCUCGUGCACAUACGCCACAUGUUGCAGCGCUGGAGCUGUGGUCCGUCUCCCGUGUUUCCUCUCUGCCUCGUUCCUGUCACGCUGAACUGUCGAAGGGCAACAAAGCUCCAUUGGUGACUCCAUUAAAGUUAAAGUCACAUCCAAAGCAUCAGCAUCCAAAUCUCUGACUGGAGACUUGUUGUUUUGCAGCUUUACACAGAUAUUAGGCAAAACGGAAAGACACUCUUUGUUCCUCCCGCUUCAUCCUUGAGCCGCCGACGUCAGUGGAACGUUUCAAUCUCCUCUGAUAUUGGGGUUAAUCUUAUUAUGAAGACUUCUCCUGAGGCGCUUCUUCGUCAGUAACAGCCAAGAUGGAGACUCCGUUCUACCACGACGACUCCCCCGCUGUCCCCGGCUACAGCCCCAUCGCCGAAUACGAGCGUUACCCGGGAAACAAGAUGCUGCUAAGUAAGAAGGCCAUGUCACUGGCAGGCGCUCAUCACUUUCCCAGCGGUGGUGGUGGUGGUGGUGCAGCUGGAGGCAGGGCCGCAAACGCCAACAACCUGGGACUCGGCGGCGGCGGCGGCGGCCUCAUGUCGUCAGUGACCUCAGCAGACAUGAACCUGCUGAAGCUGGGCUCCUCUGACCUGGAGCACCUGAUCAUCCAGUCCAACCAGGGAUUAGUCACCACCAGCCCCGUGUCCAGCUCCGGCAACCCCUUCAUCUACCGGAGCCAGGCCACCAACGAGCAGGAGGGCUUCGCCGACGGCUUCGUGAAAGCGCUGGCGGAUCUCCACAAGCAGAACCAGCUGGUGGGAGCCGGACCCAUGUCCCCGGGCGCGUCGUCCUCCGCGCCCCUGCAGGCGUCCUACCAGAGGAACCUGAUGUCGGCCGGAGACGUGCCCGUGUACACCAACCUCGGCAGCUACAACCAGAUGCCGUAUCCGGCCGCACACGCAGCGUACGGGCCCAACUCGGGCCACGGCGGCGGCGGAGCCCCCCACGCGCACCCCCGAGGCCUGGACGCCCCCCAGACGGUCCCCGAGGUGCCGCACCCGCCGGGCGAGCCCAUGUCGCCGCCCGCCCUCUCCCCGGUCGACCUGGAGACGCAGGAGCGCAUCAAGGCCGAGCGCAAGAAGCUGCGCAACCGCAUCGCGGCGUCCAAGUGCCGCAAGCGGAAGCUGGAGCGCAUCUCGCGGCUGGAGGAGAAGGUGAAGGCGCUGAAGAGCCAGAACUCGGACCUGGCCUCCACGGCGAGCAUGCUGCGGGAGCAGGUCGCUCAGCUCAAGCACAAAGUCAUGAGCCACGUCACCAACGGGUGCCAGAUUGCGGUGGGAUCGGCUCCCGCUUCCAAGUCUGGAGGAGGCGGAUCCGCCGGCAGCAGGGACUCGAGCUGCUGAGGAGGCUCAACAGGCGCGGAGCGGCUUUUACGCUUUUAUAAUUGGGGCCAACUCGCGCGCGUGCUCUUGAUGAGAGCGAGCGGCUCAGUGUUGAAGGCGCCUCGUGGACACAUGGACGUCUAACAGGGGCAGUGCCCAAAAACACCCUGACGGAGGCUGAGGGGGCGGAGCCGAGCAGGGAGCGGAGGCAGGAGAUGGGGCGACGCCUGAACUCAGCACCGGCCGCGAACGCAGCGUUCGGAGACUGCGGUUUCACACCGAGCGCGUUUGUCAACAGGCAGUUCGAACGUAUGACAAUUUUCUCUACUUUUAGGUGUCAUGAAGUCUUUUUAAGUUAAGUGGAAACAUGCAAUUCUUAUCCACUCGCGCUACAGUAAAUAUUUAUCAUUUUCAGGACAAAGUGGCUCUCAGUCAUGUGAUAUAUGUGAAAAACAACUACCUUUAAUUACAUAAUGAGAACUGUUUACAGCAGUUCCACUUUCAGAGACAUUUUUUCAGAUUUCUUCAACCGAUCAGUGCUGCAGGUUGUUUUGCAUAUAAUUAUCAUAAUCUCUUGACUUUGAAUUCAUUACUCUAAUUGUGUUUUAAUGCAGAUAAACUGUUGAUAAUCUUUUUUUAAAGCCCUCUGGUCACUGGCGGACGCUUUUCUUCCGUCCUUUGGCUCCUUCUGGUUUUAGAUAAUGCUCAUGUUGUCGGGCUGUUAUUGUGAACCUGUGGGUCUGAUGUAGAAGAUGUCAUCACUGGACAUCUUCUAAGUGUGUAAAUAAAGAUGACACCUCUCUGUGAUCCUGAAUGUAAAUGUUAGCAGGAGAUAAUCCACUGUUUCGGGCUCAUAACGACGUCCAUGAUGAGGGGGGAGCUUUGAGCAGCUUGUGGAUGAACAUCUGACGCCUGCGAGGAUGCUGACGAGACCUUGAGCGAGACGAAAUCAGUUCCUUUGUCGAGGUUUGAUGGACACAAAACAAUGAAACACUGGGUUUUUCUUAUUCAGACAAACCGACUUUAGAAAACGUUGUGUGUUCAUUUAUAUUUUCUUACACAUUUGCAAACAUACAGUGAAGCUGAUGUUGGAUUCUGUUUCUGCACUGACUUUGUUGUCCAGUCCACAUCUUCCUGUUACAGCUGUAAUAAUUCAAAUAAUAAAGAAAACAAAAUCCUUGUUUGCUGAGUAACAAGAAAUAAGGCUUCACUAUUUCCAAAACAUUUCAUUACAGAACAUGAAAUCUUGAGGAUGAGUUGCAGUUGUUGCAGACUUUAUGUGAUUUUUAAACUUGAACAAGGCUUUUAACCUGAUAUUUCUAUUUUUUUAAAAUGUAUAAAUGUUGUUAUUGAUAUAGUUAAAUGUGAUUCUAUCAAAUUCAUUGUUUCUCCAUUUAUCAUGAAUAUCUUUUGUUAAACUGAUGUGUCACGUUUUGUUAAUAUAUCGGUGAUGAAAUAUUCAUCUUGUUUUGCAUUUUAUUAAUUCACAGUUGCCACACGAGUCAUAGCGCACUGCGGUUUGCUGCCUUGCUCACAGGUUUGGGUAGAAACCCAAAAUUAACAAACAAAAUAAAACGUAAGUUUGGUUUUAAAACAAAAAGAAAAGAAAAGAACAAAAAAGAAAGCAGACAGAUUUUAGCAUCAACCACAUGAAAUCUAAAAUUACAAAUUCUAUGUGCGGUAUUAUGUCUGUAUUGAUAAAAGCAUUAUUCCCAGUAACAACAUUCAGUAAUUUCAUGUAUUAAUACAAGAAAUCAACAUUUUAAGUUCAUCAUUUAAGCAAGCGGUGAAAAUCAGCUGAUCUAAAUAUUGUAAAUCUAAUUAACAUACAACAUAAACAUUAUGUGGAUUAUACCACCAAAAAAACAUGAUGAUGAGAAUGUCUCAUGCUGGAGAUGAUAAUUAGCAGUAAAAACAUUUUAAGUCUAAUGUGUAUUAUAUACGUGGUUGUGAGCAACUGAAAAGUCUGAAAUCAGACACAGAGACCUGGCUGCCGACCAACACAGGGAACGGACUGCGUAGCGUUACAAGAUACUACAUUUAUCUGAGUGCACAUGUUGGACGGACACAGACAGAGUAACUACUGAAAAAUGAGCAGGAAUAAACUGUAUGAAAUGAUACAAACAAUGACAGGAACAGGAAGCAGUAAUAUAAUUACCACAUAAUCAUCACUGCAUGUGUCAGGUACAAACAAAGUAACAAAUGAGGCAAGAAUACAUACAUACAGCGACUGCAAAACUCUGCAAAACUCACAAAACUAACAAACAAAAACAAACAAAACUCAAAAUCACUGCAUGAGUAGGAAUUCUCCAGAAACAAUGUAGAAAAAAAGUAAAGCAAACAAACAAACAAACAAGCAAACAAACAAGCAAACAAACAAGCAAACAAACAAAC